AUGUCAGCGGCGCCAACCGCUGCUUCUCCAUGGCCACCGCCAGCGGCACGUUAUGAAAUGUCCGAACGCGAGCUCUUUUCGGGUAUCAAUAGCGGUAUUAAUUUCGAUCGAUAUGAGGAAAUACCAGUGGAAGCAACUGGAAGUAACGUACCGCGCCCGUGCAAAAUGUUUGAAGAGCUGCAAUUGCAUCGGACAAUUCAGGAAAAUAUCAGACAGUCGGGAUAUACAAAACCAACGCCAGUUCAGAAAUAUUCGAUUCCGACUCUGAUGAAUUGUCGUGAUUUGAUGUCGUGUGCGCAGACGGGCUCAGGCAAAACUGCAGCUUUUCUUUUGCCACUUAUCAAUCAUAUCGUCCAGAAUGGCACCACUGGAAUAACACAGGAAGAUCUGCCGUUUACACUUUUCGGCCGUCGAACAGUGCUUCCAGCUGCACUGAUAUUGGCACCGACUCGUGAGCUGGCUAUGCAGACUCAUAAAGAGGCGCUAAAAUUCGCAUAUCGAACCAGCGUUACAGCAGCUGUGCUUUAUGGUGGCCGUGAAAAUUAUCGUGAUCAGCUGGGUUGUCAUGUACUUAUUGCAACACCGGGACGUUUGUUGGAUGUGCUGAAUCAGAACGUUGUAGCACUUCACAAAUGUAUGUUUCUGGUGCUUGACGAAGCUGAUCGUAUGCUGGAUAUGGGUUUCGAGCCGCAAAUUCGUCAAAUUGUGGAGCGCCAUUCAUUACCAAAAAAGGGUGAGCGCAUUACGGCGAUGUUUUCUGCUACCUUUCCCAAAGAGAUACAGGUGUUGGCGCAGGACUUCCUUGUACCAAAUUAUGUUUUCAUCGCUGUUGGGCGCGUCGGUUCGACCUCCGAAAAUAUUGUGCAGAAAAUCAUUUGGGUUGGUGAAUAUGACAAGAGGCGUCUACUUAUGGAACUUCUGGAUGCCGAUGGGGACCGAGCACUUACACUGGUAUUCGUGGAAACAAAACGGGGCGCCAAUGAGCUGGCUUGGUAUCUUCAGCGCAAGAAUUACAAUGUUGUGCCGAUCCAUGGUGAUCUGAAACAGUUCGAAAGAGAGCGACACUUGGAAAUGUUUCGAUCCGGGCAAUCAAAUAUACUUGUAGCAACCGCUGUGGCAGCGAGAGGUCUUGAUAUCCCUAAUGUGAAGCACGUGAUUAACUUUGACCUUCCAAACGAUAUUGAUGAGUAUGUUCAUCGCAUCGGUCGCACUGGUCGCGCUGGAAAUCUUGGCCUGGCCACUUCAUUUUUCACCGACAGAAAUCGCAAUAUCGGCCAGCAUCUUACGGCG
Molecule: messenger RNA, 1290 nt
Organism: Gongylonema pulchrum
Lineage: Eukaryota; Metazoa; Nematoda; Chromadorea; Rhabditida; Gongylonematidae
Source: the annotation of a GenBank genome assembly